Messenger RNA from Eriocheir sinensis (Chinese mitten crab), 4818 nucleotides. It is a transcript of the gene Epp, whose product is annotated as protein UBASH3A homolog. The record is from RefSeq and is a predicted model, not a curated record. Gene Ontology annotation, molecular function: protein binding. The transcript has 13 exons. Lineage: Eukaryota; Metazoa; Arthropoda; Malacostraca; Decapoda; Varunidae. Bases 154 to 2247 code for a protein of 697 amino acids.
UACCGUUAAACUGGUCCCGCAACUUUGGUACCAGGUACCGGUGCUGUGGGCGGAAGGUAAACACGGCCUGCAGGUCGCGGAGGCCACCACGCACACGCCCAAGACGCCGCUGUGACGGCCACCACGACCCGAGACCCUGAGAGCACACCCACUAUGAUGGCCACCCACCUGCCCCCUCGCAAGAACCCCACCCCAAUCAAACUCUCUCGGCAGCACCUUUCACCUCUCCAGACUCUCCUGCAGAUGGGUUUCCCAAAGCACAGAGCAGAAAAAGCAUUAGCAGCCACAGGCCACAGAGGGGUGCAGCUGGCUUCUGACUGGCUGCUGGCACAUGUCAAUGAUACCACAUUGGACCUGGACCGACCACGAGAGUAUGUGGUGUACCUCUGCCCCACCGGCCCACUUUAUGAACAAAUCCAGAUCUUUUGGGACGAGGCACUGCAGAAAUGUGGCUGGAACGGUGCCCACAACCUGGUGCCACACAUCACACUGUGCUCAUUUUUCAAGUCUGGGGAUGAAAAUUGUGAAGCUUUGGUGUCCAUACUGAAGGAGGUGGUGCAUGACUUGCUGCCCUCCUUCCCUACCAGUCUUACACUCGACAAGUACAUCUCCCCCAACUAUAUGGGACUCUUCCUCACUGAACACCAAGAGGAGUUCCUGAAGAAGCUUGCCGUUUCCUAUGUCAAAGAGGCUUCGCACCUGUUUGACGCAGGUUGUUACGAGAAACUGGAGGUGAUGGCAGCAUGUCUGCCAUGGUGUUCAGGAACUACUUUGCCACAAGAAAACUGCAGUCCUGGGGAGCCUGCCAGCAAGGCCCUGCACCUCACUCUGGCCUACCAGUAUCCUCUGUCACAGUUUUCUCGGCUGGAAGCAUUGGUGAAGGCGGUGGACCAGAGGGCUGCGGCAACAUGGGAGGCGCGACUGUACUCAAGGGACACACGCAUCCUUGGCAAUGAGGUACACAAGGUUCUGUACUCCCAUGUGUCUCGCGACCCUGAUGAACUGGAGCUGCUCAUCGGGGAUUUUGUGUAUGUCAAGGGAGAGAGCUUAGCAACCUCCCCUGACGGCUGGGUAGAAGGCACCUCCUGGCUGACUGGCGCCUCAGGCUUCCUCCCCAUCAACUACAUAGAGCGCACUGCCGAGUCUGAUGCCUGGACAUUGCACAAAAGCAUACCAGUUAUCGGGACCAGUGGAAGGGAUUGUGAAGAGUCCCUGCCUAAUCGCCCACCCAUCUCACUGUCACUUCUCAACCUCCUGGAGAACAGUGAAGGCUCUCGUCGUUCCACCGAGGUUCUGUCUGAGUCGUCUUCCAUGGACCGCCUCCACUCCCGGCAGGCUUCCCUUGAGGCCACACAGUCUCCGCCAUUCCACAAACAGGAAGACCUGGAUGCCCUCUAUGCCAAGGUCAAAAAGCCAAAGAAGGAGGGGCCACUGUAUCAGUUCCCCAUCAAGGGCCCAAGGAAGGUCAUCGUGGUGCGUCAUGGGGAGCGGGUCGACUUUACCUUCGGGGACUGGAUACGCUUUUGCUUUGAUGAGGCAGACGUCUAUCAGCGACGUGACCUCAACAUGCCUGAGGCACUGCCGGAGAGAGGCGGGGCACCACACAGCUUCUACAAGGACUGUCCCCUCACCCAAAUAGGGCUGCUGCAGGCCUCCCUGGUGGGCCGGGCCAUGCAUGCCAGCAAUACUCAGGUCCACCAUGUCUUUUGCUCCCCGUCCCUUCGCUGCGUCCAGACCUGCACCAAUAUUCUGAAGGGUUUAGGCUUAGUAGAACACAUGCCAAUCAACAUCGAGCCCGGCCUGUUUGAGUGGCUGGCCUGGUAUCAUGAUGGAAUGCCAGUGUGGAUGACUCUGGAGGAACUCACAGCAGCCGGAUUCAACAUCAACAUGUCGUAUGACCCUCUCAUAUGCCGGGAGGAGCUCAAGGACACUCAUGAGAGCUGUGAGCAGUACUAUGGCCGCAACGCUUACGUCACACAGAGCAUCAUCAACACCACACAGGCACUGGGAGGAACAGUAUUGCUGGUAGGACACGCUGCCACUCUGGACACCUGCACAAGACAGCUGGUCGGGGGCUCACCAAGGUCAGCCCAUGAAAUGACCUCCAUCAUCAAAAAGGUCCCAUAUUGCUCCUUUGCCUUUGCUGCUCAGGAGAAUUCAGGCAGCUGGUCCCUGCAAGAACCCCCCUUCCCCCCCACCACCCAUUCCAGCAACAUGAGAUAUGAUUGGAGGGUGAUGACGCCUUAACCUUCUUCCUUCCCUAUCAUCGUUAUUUGUGCACUGGGGUGAGGAUGAUAUUUUUUGUUUUGUGUUGUAAGUUUGUAUGUGUGUGUGUGUACAUGUGAAAAGAAAAGGAUAUACUUUCCAGCUGCCUUAGGAUUCAGUCCUUUUAGAAUCUUCAGGAACAAACAUCUAAUUACUGUUUGCCAUGGGCCUAUUAUUAAGUUUGUGGCAUGAGGCAGUAGUUGUCAAAUAACACAAAUAACUCACUCAUCAUCAUCCGUAAUAAAAAUAAAAUCCCUCUUGGGAUAGGCUAUCUUUAUAAGGGCUUUCUCCUCAUCACAUUCUAGAGAAACAGCAUAAAGUAAAAAAAGGCUAAACCAUAGACAAUGCAUACAGCUUUGUCACAGUCAUCCCAGAUCAUCUGAUACCUCAGAAAAUAUCAAAAUGCAAAGUAGACAAGGCAAAUAGAUAUACAAUUGCCAGUAUUCAUAUAUACAUACCUUAUAUUCAUUCUUCAUUCAUUGCUUCAGGAAUAUUUAAUCUAUCCUUUAACCCCUUCUUUACCGAGCGCCGCCACGUAUGUAAACAUUGCGUUCCCCCGAUAUACCGACCUGACAGCUACACUUCCCACGAUGUGGGGGGUUGUGUAUAUUUUAUUGUAGCGACAAAGCUAUGCGCUCCUUACGAUCUUUUUAUAUACUGUGGGGUUCUCUCUAAAAAAAUGUUGUGCAUGAGUGUUUGUCCACACACAGCAAGUUCACUACAUCCUUUGUAAUAAAUAACUGAAAACAGUCAAGCGCAGUCAUUGGAUGUGAUUCAUGAUGUGCAACAAUUCCUGGAUGCACAUCAACAAAAUCCUCUUCCACACUGGGCAGAACGCUAGGGCCAGCAUUAGUAAAUGGAUCUGACAGCAGCUGAAAACGUGGAAGUCUGUGGCGGGGAUGGCGAGCAAGAACCAUUUGCUGAAAGCGUAGUUUCGCUAUCCACCCCCUCUGCCUCUCCGUCAUCACUCGUGUCAGCACCGUCAGUGUCACUAUCUUUCCCUGGGUCGUAAUCAGUGUCACUGUUGUCCACUGAUAUAUCAGACAAUGUCUCAUCAUCGUCUGACUUUUCUAAAUCAGCGUCACGAGGAAUGAAAUAGUCUGCAUGGUAACUCUGCAGGCAACGGCAUGAUGGAAAGGAAAAUACCCUGGGCACUCUCAUAGGCAACAAAGGCAACUGGUGUGUAAUUAUUGCCAUGUAUCUUUGGAGAUUGUCAUGCUAUAUAUUUGAAAUAAUAAUGAAGAAUAAUGAUUGGUGUUAAAAAGGUUAUGUCAUAGAUAGGGAGGAAGCCAUUUGUGGUAGUGUUGUGACGCAUUACGGCGUCACACAUCGCUCACUGCUUUGUUGGCAAAACACAGAGGAGUUGCCAUCACCAAGACCACAGAAACAGAGUUACCAGCCUCCCCUCAGGCCCAGAUUCUGCCAUUCAUUACGUGGUGUAUGAGCGUACAUCACCAGCAGUUCCGGUGUGGCAUGGCUGUUUUCAUGUGAUGUACGCUCGUACAUCAAAACACAUAUUCGGUAGAGAAGGGGUUAAAUGCAUAAUAUUAUGUACUUAGCAGCUAAUAAAACAGUAUGAGCAUGAUGUCAUUGUUAGAUAGCUCUUGCUGGAGUAAUGCAGUGUGUGUGUGUGUGUGUGUGUGUGUGUGUGUGUUUAUUUAAAUGAAGACAUGAAAUUGAUCUACUUCUAGUACUUAAGCCUUCCAGUAAAUGAUAAUGUAGCUUUGAAGGCUGCCAACCUGAGAAAGGAGGAUUACGUAAUGUUAGAAGAGUUAGGUGGUUUGGUUGAUGACGCCUGCAGAGUGUGUGUGUACUGUAUGUCAAGCAAUGACAGAAAAGGAAUAGGUUCUAGUGAUGGUAAGUUAAGUUGGUUAUACACAUGUGUUCAUUGUGCUUAAGGUGAAGGUGAGAAUCAUAGUACAGUAUAGAGAAAGGAAAAACAGGACACAUUCGUUAGAAAACUUAAUGUUUAUGUUCCAAGUAUUGAUUGUAUGAAAAGAGUUAUAGACUCAGAUUGUUAUUCUCUAAUUCUGUUGUUUUCUAAUGUUAAGACAGUAUUUAUUUGGAGGUUGAGGAAAAAGUAUUGUUAUAUAUAAAUUUUAGAGAAAACGUCUUACUGUGGCAGUAUUGUAACCAAUGAGGCUCUGGGUUAAUGCUACAGUGUAAAGCUACAGCAUUGAAUUUGGGUCAUUACCUGUACCUCAAGGAGUACUAUUGGCAUUACCUGUGGUAGCCUAGCCCUGCCCUAGCUUCACGCGGUGGCCUCAUUAUCACACCACAAUUCUUUUUUUGAAAUAUUUUAUGGUUUGCCUUGUUUUUUUUUUGUUUUUUUUGUGGUGAAAUUAACAGGAAGGGUGAGUACUUUUGGUACUUUGUAUUUAUGGGGUUUAUCUUUAAUUUGUAUAAAACAUUUUAUUUUUUUAUAGAUUGGCAGUGGUGCCUGUGAAUUUUAUUUUUGUGUAACAUUUUUUAUUUAUUUUGAUGGACACACACACACACACACACACACACACACACACACACACACACACACACACACACACACACACACAU